AUGUCUCCUUUGUACCGGGUUUUCCUCUCCCUCUCCUUUUGUUCUGUUGUAACCUUUGCUAUUACAACGGAGCCUUAUGUCCUUCUGGAACAAGGUUCCGGGUUUAUAGGUCUCGACCCAUUGGCCUCCGAUCAGCUCAGUCCCCCCGCAAUUGACAGUUCCCGCGGUGCAGUCACUCCUUCUGAGCAGGAAAUUCCUUGGCCGGAUGUCCAAAAUAUGUACCCAUUUGCAGCCCAAGCAGUCACUGCUUUGUUGAUGGUAACAGUUGCGCAGCUGGAGAGCAAUGCUGCAGCGGCAUUUGCAUUCCAGACACACAAGACUGCUGCUCAACCACCGAACACUGUCUUCCGGGCGAUUAUUGCUUUAUUCACGAAAACAGAGUCCGGUGCUGUCCUCUCGGGAAAAGUUGCUUUCAGAUCAAGGGAGAAGUGGCCUUAG
Aspergillus calidoustus is the source of this 438-nucleotide messenger RNA. The record is from the annotation of a GenBank genome assembly. Lineage: Eukaryota; Fungi; Ascomycota; Eurotiomycetes; Eurotiales; Aspergillaceae.